Messenger RNA from Candidozyma haemuli, 429 nucleotides. RefSeq names its product putative lipase (gene RBR2). The transcript has a single exon. The coding region runs from base 1 to 429 and encodes 142 amino acids. Lineage: Eukaryota; Fungi; Ascomycota; Pichiomycetes; Serinales; Metschnikowiaceae. The record is from RefSeq and is a predicted model, not a curated record.
AUGAAGUUCUCCUCCGUCGCUAGCGUGGUUGCCCUUGCCGCUUCCGGUGCCAAAGCCGCCGCCAACUCUGAAGAAGUUGACUUUUUGACCAAGUUGGUUAGUGAUUAUGACGACAACAAGAAACAGUACCUUAACUUUGCUAAGACUGCCACAGACAUGCCAAAGGACCUCACAAAGUUGGCCUUGGCUGUCAACACAUACAAGGACGACUCAUACACCACCCUUUUGGAGGACUCUGACAUUGACGUUUCCUCCUUGAUGAACUAUGCUUCUGAGUUGCCAUGGUACUCGAGACUUGAAAAGGGCGCCUCUGCCUCGGGCUCUGGCUCUUCUGGUUCUUCUGGAAGCACCAGCGCCGGUGGAGCUGGCUCUGCCCUUGUUGCCCCUGUUGGUGCUGCCCUCGGUGCCGUUGCCCUUGCCUUGAUGUAA